Messenger RNA from Cetraspora pellucida, 549 nucleotides. Lineage: Eukaryota; Fungi; Glomeromycota; Glomeromycetes; Diversisporales; Gigasporaceae. The record is from the annotation of a GenBank genome assembly.
GGUGUGACUUUGGAUGAGUACGAAUGUCGCACCGACAAGUUUAACGUUCAUGGUUUAUGGGAAUGGACAAAUUAUAAAGUCUCAGUUUAUGAACUUCCAUUAGAACCACAUGAAACUUGUAUUGGCGCGAUUACUAAGAUAAUUAAUCGGAGCUGUAGUGCAGUAGACUUUACUGAUGCGAGUAUAAUGAACUUUGGAGCAAUUCGAACUCGCGCUGAUGGUUCUGGAAAAGAGGCUGACGCAUCAUUUCGUCCAAUGAAAUCAGGAGUGCCUGCACAAACCGGAAGUGAUGGAAAGAGAAAACCAUGGCCAAAUAUUAUUGUGGAAGUCGCAUACUCUGAAAGUAUAAAUCACGUCUUCGAAAAGGUGAAAGAUUACUGGCUAAAGGAUCUUAGUCGCGCACAUGACGUAAUAGUUGUUAAAAUCGAUCCGAUUUCUGAGGAUGAAACACCUUCGCGCAUGCGAGCUUGGCAUUUUUGUUCCACUGACAGAAGAACACGAAGAGGAGAACUUCAACAUCGAACUCACGUAAUGUCAAAUAUAGAAUAA